GCCCUCGCCCCGCUCUGGAUGCCCAUCGCGGCUGCUCGGGCCGGGGGGUGGCUGCGGCUCCCCGGCGGGGGGCGCGGGCCAGGAUGCCGGUGCUGGAGCGCUUCUUCCCCGCGGCAGAGCCGGGCAGGCGGAGGAGGACGGGAGAAGAACCGAUGCCCUUUCCCAUGGGCAGCCUGCCCGGUUAUCAGCAGGGGACCCUGGCCUGGGACUUGCCCGAGAUGAUCAAGAUGGUAAAGCUCGUUUGGAAAUCCAAGGGAGAGCUCCGCGGAGCGAAGCACAGGGGCGUUUUGGAGAGCGAGGAUGCCCUGGGCGGUCCGGCAGGAGAUGCACGGGUGAGAGGUCAGACAGGGGUUGUCUCCGAGCGCCGUGGCUCCUACCCAUUUAUAGACUUCCGUCUUCUUAACAAUACUACACUCUCAGGGGAAAUAGGCACCAAGAAAAAAGUGAAAAGACUGUUAAGUUUCCAGAGAUAUUUCCAUGCAUCCAGGUUACUGCGUGGAAUUGUACCACAAGCCUCUCUGUACCUACUGGAUGAGGACUACCUUGGGCAAGCAAGGCAUAUGCUAUCCAAAGUGGGAAUGUGGGAUUUUGACAUUUUCUUGUUUGAUCGCUUGACAAAUGGAAACAGUCUUGUAACACUGCUUUGUCACCUCUUCAAUGUGCAUGGACUUAUUCACCAUUUCCAGUUAGACAUGGUUACAUUACACAGGUUUUUUGUUAUGGUUCAAGAAGAUUACCAUAGCCAGAACCCAUACCACAAUGCUGUCCAUGCCGCUGAUGUCACACAAGCUAUGCACUGCUAUCUGAGGGAGCCCAAGCUUGCCAACUUCCUCACCCCAUCGGACAUCAUGCUCGGACUGCUCGCUGCUGCAGCUCAUGAUGUGGAUCACCCAGGGGUCAACCAACCCUUUCUGAUUAAAACUAAACACCACCUUGCCAGCUUGUACCAGAAUGUUUCCGUGCUGGAGAACCACCACUGGCGCUCUACCAUAGGCAUGCUUCGAGAGUCACGGCUGCUCGCCCACCUGCCCAAGGAGGUCACACAGGACAUUGAGCAGCAGUUGGGCUCCCUGAUCUUGGCAACAGACAUCAACAGGCAGAAUGAGUUUUUGAUCCGUCUAAAAUCUCACCUUGACAAUCAGGAUUUGAGGCUGGAGGAUGCACAAGACAGACAUUUUAUGCUUCAGAUUGCACUCAAGUGUGCUGACAUUUGCAACCCUUGCCGGGUCUGGGAUCUGAGCAAACAGUGGAGUGAACGAGUCUGCGAAGAGUUUUACCGGCAAGGUGAUCUGGAACAAAAAUUUGAACUGGAAAUAAGCCCCCUUUGUAAUCAGCAAAAGGACACAGUACCAAGCAUCCAGAUUGGGUUCAUGACAUACAUCGUUGAGCCUCUCUUCGAGAGGUGGGCCCAGUUCACCGGCAACACUCCCCUGUCUGAAAAUAUGCUAAACCAUCUCAGGAGGAACAAGGCCAAGUGGAGGAGUUUGCUCCACAAGCAACACAGCAGUAGUAGGAGCAAUGACCAUUCAGGCCAAGUGACUGGCAGCCAGGAACAGACUUUAAAUGAAGAAGAGACUCCCUAGUGGCAGCUUUGCACUUUUCCUUCCAGCACUGCUAUCUCCGUCUUGGUCAAGCAGCAAACAAGGUCCCGGGGAGCAGCAGCCUGUUGUCAACACCGUGCAAAGGCAAGAAAUGGCAAAGCUCUAAGGGUCCUCACGAACGUGCCCAUGGUUCUGCUGGGUUUCUUUCUGAUCUUCAUGUUCCUCUCCCCUCUCUCCAUUCUGCGCAUGCCUGAUACCAUUAGUCACUCCUGAUACCAAACUGCCCCGGUGUGGAGUCCCAGCCAGCGGCAGGGAAGCCAGGCCAGUUCUGACUGCCAUGAAGCAGGGAGGAUUGCUGAGAGAACAGGGGACAAAGAGAGGCACUCUCGGUGAUCUUUUCACUUACCACAAGUCAUAUGUGACAUCUGUAUAUAGGCCAAGAGUGCCACACCCUUUCUAGGCUGGCAGCUGGGCUGCACAUUAAACCACCAGCAUCUCCAGCAUCCAGAGGACAUGGACUGAGUGGGAUGGUGCUCACAGAGGGCAGAGAGUCGGGUUGUUUUAGUAGUUAAAAACCUUUUUAACUUUUGUAUUCCGGGCACUAAAGAACAGAUCUAUAAACCUUGGACUGA
Molecule: messenger RNA, 2173 nt
Organism: Catharus ustulatus (Swainson's thrush)
Lineage: Eukaryota; Metazoa; Chordata; Aves; Passeriformes; Turdidae
Gene: PDE7B
Product: phosphodiesterase 7B
Exons: 12
Coding region: 84-1583 (499 amino acids)
Molecular function (GO): 3',5'-cyclic-AMP phosphodiesterase activity
Source: RefSeq, a predicted model, not a curated record